Molecule: messenger RNA, 561 nt
Organism: Salmo salar (Atlantic salmon)
Lineage: Eukaryota; Metazoa; Chordata; Actinopteri; Salmoniformes; Salmonidae
Source: RefSeq, a predicted model, not a curated record
AUGCUGAGAGAGAAAAACAGAGUGAGACAGAAACAGAUCAGAGUGAUAGAGGAGCAGCUCAGAGGGGUAGAGGAGCAGAUCAGAGUGAUAGAGGAGCAGAUCAGAGUGAUAGAGGAGCAGAUCAGAGUGAUAGAGGAGCAGAUCAGAGUGAUAGAGGAGCAGAUCAGAGUGAUAGAGGAGCAGAUCAGAGUGAUAGAGGAGCAGAUCAGAGUGAUAGAGGAGCAGCUCAGAGUGAUAGAGGAGCAGCUCAGAGUGAUAGAGGAGCAGCUCAGAGUGAUAGAGGAGCAGAUCAGAGUGAUAGAGGAGCAGAUCAGAGUGAUAGAGGAGCAGCUCAGAGUGAUAGAGGAGCAGCUCAGAGUGAUAGAGGAGCAGCUCAGAGUGAUAGAGGAGCAGCUCAGAGUGAUAGAGGCACAGAUCAGAGUGAUAGAGGAGCAGCUCAGAGUGAUAGAGGAGCAGCUCAGAGUGAUAGAGGAGCAGCUCAGAGUGAUAGAGGAGCAGCUCAGAGUGAUAGAGGUGCAGAUCAGAGUGAUAGAGGAGCAGAUCAGAGUGAUAGAGGAAUAG